Molecule: messenger RNA, 624 nt
Organism: Schistosoma intercalatum
Lineage: Eukaryota; Metazoa; Platyhelminthes; Trematoda; Strigeidida; Schistosomatidae
Source: the annotation of a GenBank genome assembly
AUGGAGCGAUUAGUAGAAUCUGGUAUCACUGCAACCGUGUUAAACAAUGCUGUGGCUGCAUUUAUUGCAACAAUAAUCAAAGAAAUGGGUCCAAGGACACCUAGACUAUGCCACAAUGAUCCAGAAUCAUUUGAUUAUCUUGAAGACUUAAAUAUCUUGUUUCCAAAAGGAAAGUUUAUUCACAUAGUCCAAGAUGGAAGAGCCACUAUUGCUUCAGAAAUAGCAAACAUCAAUUCUAAUUAUACAUCUGAAAAUAUCACAGAAGCAAUUUUAACUUGGGAUGAUGUAACAACACAAAUAUUAGAGGAUUGUGAAAACAUUGGUAGUGAAAAAUGUUUAACUGUACGUUAUGAAUGUUUAGUAUUGAGUCCACUCAGAGAAAUCCAGAAAGUUCUCCAUUUUCUCGAAUUGCCAUGGGAUGAAAAACUACUUAAAUAUGGAACUGACUCCAGUCGAACAGAUCAAUUAAUUCACAACAAUUCUCUAGAUGCAUGGUCGAAAGCAAAUUCACUCCUAUCAGAAGAACACAUCGAAUUCGUGAAUGAGAAUUGUUUGGCACUAAAACAGUUGGGUUAUCUUACAGAUGAAAUGCCACCGAAUUAUGCUACAAUCUGCAACAUCUAA